Lemur catta (Ring-tailed lemur) is the source of this 6676-nucleotide messenger RNA. It is a transcript of the gene EDEM3, whose product is annotated as ER degradation enhancing alpha-mannosidase like protein 3. Gene Ontology annotation, molecular function: calcium ion binding; mannosyl-oligosaccharide 1,2-alpha-mannosidase activity. The coding region runs from base 249 to 3050 and encodes 933 amino acids. NCBI's taxonomy places the organism in Eukaryota, Metazoa, Chordata, Mammalia, Primates, Lemuridae. Gene Ontology annotation, cellular component: endoplasmic reticulum; membrane. The transcript is spliced from 20 exons. Gene Ontology annotation, biological process: mannose trimming involved in glycoprotein ERAD pathway; carbohydrate metabolic process; endoplasmic reticulum mannose trimming. The record is from RefSeq and is a predicted model, not a curated record.
GCGGUUUCCUAGACUACGACACCGGAAAGCUGGGGGAAGUGCUCCCGGCCUUUGAGGGCGGAGGGCGGUGGCAGCGCUGGCGCUGGGGACCGGCUCGGUGGCUUCGGGAAAUAGUUUGGCGCCGGCGGCUGUCCGCGUUACCCCACGUCCCGCCCUCGGCACGGCCAGCAGCCCCCCCGCCACCGGCGUCCGGCAAUGUGGCCCACCGACCGGGCGUAGCGGCUGCGCGUGCGCGGAACCGGGGGGCCAUGAGCGAAACCGGCGGCUGCCGGGGCUGUGGGUCCCCGGUCCCCCAGCGAACGUCAUGGAGCCUGGUGGCGGCGACGACGGCGCUCUGCCUGGUGUCGGCCACGUCCGUGUGGACGGCGGGGGCCGAGCCCAUGAGUAGGGAGGAGAAACAGAAGCUUGGGAAUCAAGUACUGGAAAUGUUUGAUCAUGCUUAUGGUAACUAUAUGGAACAUGCUUACCCAGCUGAUGAACUCAUGCCUUUAACCUGUAGAGGUCGAGUUAGAGGCCAGGAGCCCAGUCGGGGUGAUGUUGACGAUGCCUUGGGAAAAUUUUCCCUAACGCUGAUUGAUUCUUUGGACACUCUUGUGGUGUUAAAUAAAACUAAAGAAUUUGAAGAUGCGGUGAGAAAAGUUUUAAGAGAUGUUAAUUUAGAUAACGAUGUAGUUGUAUCUGUCUUUGAAACAAACAUCAGAGUUCUUGGGGGUCUUCUGGGUGGACACUCCCUGGCAAUCAUGCUGAAAGAAAAAGGUGAAUACAUGCAGUGGUACAAUGAUGAACUUCUUCAAAUGGCAAAGCAAUUAGGUUACAAACUUUUACCAGCUUUCAACACUACCAGUGGCCUUCCUUACCCAAGAAUUAAUUUAAAGUUUGGCAUCAGAAAACCGGAAGCUCGGACAGGAACUGAGACAGAUACCUGUACAGCUUGUGCAGGUACCUUGAUCCUUGAGUUUGCAGCUUUAAGUCGAUUCACAGGAGCAACAAUAUUUGAGGAAUAUGCAAGAAAAGCUCUUGAUUUUCUCUGGGAAAAAAGACAACGAAGUAGUAAUUUAGUGGGUGUGACUAUAAAUAUUCAUACUGGAGACUGGGUACGAAAAGAUAGUGGAGUUGGAGCAGGGAUUGAUUCAUAUUAUGAAUAUCUAUUGAAAGCCUAUGUCUUGCUUGGAGAUGACAGUUUUCUGGAAAGAUUUAAUACACACUACGAUGCCAUAAUGAGGUACAUUAGCCAGCCACCUCUUCUCCUUGAUGUGCAUAUCCACAAACCAAUGCUGAAUGCUCGGACUUGGAUGGAUGCUUUGCUUGCCUUUUUUCCAGGUUUGCAGGUUUUAAAGGGAGAUAUUAGACCUGCUAUUGAAACUCAUGAGAUGUUAUAUCAGGUGAUUAAAAAGCACAAUUUUCUACCAGAGGCAUUUACUACAGAUUUCAGGGUACAUUGGGCUCAACAUCCUUUAAGGCCAGAAUUUGCAGAAAGUACCUACUUCCUGUAUAAAGCUACAGGAGAUCCUUACUACCUUGAAGUAGGGAAAACACUUAUUGAAAAUUUAAAUAAAUAUGCUAGAGUGCCUUGCGGAUUUGCUGCCAUGAAGGAUGUUCGUACUGGAAGUCAUGAGGACAGAAUGGAUUCUUUCUUCUUGGCUGAGAUGUUUAAAUAUCUUUACCUAUUAUUUGCUGAUAAAGAAGACAUUAUUUUUGACAUAGAAGAUUAUAUCUUUACAACAGAAGCUCAUCUGUUACCUCUUUGGCUCUCUACUACAAAUCAAAACAUCUCUAAGAAGAAUACAACCUCAGAAUAUACAGAACUGGAUGACAGUAAUUUUGAUUGGACUUGUCCAAAUACUCAGAUUCUCUUCCCUAAUGACCCAUUGUAUGCCCAGAGCAUUCGUGAACCCUUGAAAAAUGUGGUGGAUAAGAGCUGUCCUAGAGGCCUCAUCAGAGUAGAGGAGAGUUUCAGGAGUGGAGCUAAACCCCCUCUGAGAGCCAGAGAUUUCAUGGCCACUAACCCUGAGCAUUUAGAAAUCCUGAAGAAGAUGGGGGUGAGUUUGAUUCACCUCAAAGAUGGGCGAGUCCAGUUGGUCCAACAUGCAAUCCAAGCUGCUAGUUCAAUUGAUGCUGAAGAUGGGUUGAGGUUCAUGCAGGAGAUGAUUGAAUUGUCAAGUCAGCAACAAAAAGAACAGCAGCUACCUCCACGAGCUGUACAAAUUGUUUCCCACCCAUUUUUUGGCAGGGUAGUAUUGACUGCUGGACCAGCUCAGUUUGGGCCGGAUCUGUCUAAACAUAAAGAGACAAGAGGAUUUGUUGCAAGCAGUCAACCAUACAAUGGUUGUUCAGAGCUUACUAACCCUGAGGCAGUGGUGGGAAAAAUUGCUCUGAUACAAAGAGGACAGUGCAUGUUUGCAGAAAAGGCACGCAACAUCCAGAACGCCGGAGCCAUUGGUGGCAUUGUCAUUGAUGACAAUGAGGGGAGCAGCAGUGAUACUGCCCCUCUGUUCCAGAUGGCAGGUGACGGGAAGGAGACAGAUGACAUCAAGAUCCCCAUGCUGUUCUUAUUCAGCAAAGAAGGAAGCAUCAUACUGGAUGCCAUCCGGGAAUAUGAGGAGGUAGAAGUGCUCCUUUCUGAUAAAGCAAAAGAUCGAGACUCAGAAAUGGAAAAUGAAGACCAACCAUCCUCUGAAAGUGAUUCUCAGAAUCAGAGUCCUGAACAGAUGACGUCAGGUUCUCAUGAGGUGGAUUUGGUGGAUCAAGAGUCUUCUGAGGAAAGUUCUCUAAACUCUCACCCAGAAUCAUUAUUUCCAGCAGACACGGACAAUGCUGCAAGCCCUUCCCCUUCUGAACAGACUUCUAAUCCCACAGAAUACCCCGAGACUACAAGUCUUGAUGGUGAAUGUACAGAUUUAGAUAACCAACUUCAAGAACAAUCAGACACUGAGGAAGAUUCCAAUCCUAAUGUUAGCUGGGGUAAAAAGGGCCAGCCUAUAGACUCCAUAUUAGCAGACUGGAAUGAAGAUAUAGAAGCAUUUGAAAUGAUGGAGAAGGAUGAGCUGUGACCCACUAAAGAAUCUGGUGGUAGGUAUUUAAAAAGAAAAGGUAAACUGUGGUUAACAGACACCCUAAUACUAAGCAGGCUCUCUAAUGGGAGGCUUUAAGUAUGGUGAUGAACAACCACGUUCUGACUGGCAUAGUUAGUUGUUAUAGGAAUCUGGAACGUGCUGUGUUAAAAUUGACCUUGUUUAAAAGUGUCCCAUCAAAAAUGGAAAUUCACAAUUCGCCCCUCAAAUGACAGCAUUACACCACCCUGCAACCCCUCAGGCCAGGGAAAGAUUCCUGGGCAUUCUUGGGAACCAGGUUUCUACAUUCUCUGGAUAGACAAAAAACAAAUUCAGUUAAUAGUGGAGUGUGGGGAAUAGGAGUUUGGAUAACUUUCUAAUUAAAGGAAGUUCAGCUGUCUUGGUUUUGGAGUAGAGGCUCUUUUGGGAAGACACAUAUGAGUAUUGUAGCGUUCUGGUUAAGCUGCCUUCGUGAAAACACUCUUAGUGGCCUAAGUGGUGACGCAAAUACGUUCACGGUGAAGACAGUCUUUGCACAUCACUUGUUUCAUUUUGUGACAAAUGAUCAAGAUUAACUUGAUAUUUUUUUCCUUCUUGACAAUGUCCUUUUCAUUUAAACCAAAGGUGAAGCCAGUGUACUUUCUCAAUGAGUUCUGUGCAUAAAGACUAAUCAGUGGGACCAGGUAAAAAGGUCAUAUAAUAUAUUGUGGAAAUUGGUUACUUAAUACUUUGAAAAAUGGAGCAAUGGAGAAACUAUAAUGUUGCAAUAUGAACUUCCCAUUGGGCCUUCCAUAGGGAAAGCUAUGACUACUCUGAAAUGGAGCUAGCAUUAUAUCCCUGUAGGGUAGAUUAUAAAUCUUUUCCAGUUCAUUUCACUUAGAGGUGGUUACCUCUAGCCAUCAGCCUUACUCCAUCCCAUGUUUGGUAUGCAAUUUGAGCCACAAGGCCCAUAUCGCCAACAGCUGCAUACAUUUUUCUUCCAUUUUUCUAUCUUACAGAGCCAUGAUAUAACUGUGGUAGUGAUCUAAAAUUCCUGGGGUAACUACUGUCUUUUUUCCUUUGAAACUUUGCUUUCUAAAGUUGCGCUAAGGAGUCUGUCACAUUUUCUGUUGAAUCACGGUUUUUAGGGUUUUUUUUUAAAAACAAAUAUUCCUUCUGAUAUGGACUUGAAAAUUAGUCUAUGGUGACCUGUGUAAAAAAUGUACAUAGUAGCAACUACAUAUAGCCAUACAGCUUAUUAAUGAAAAAUUUUUUCCUAUUCUUUUUUUUUUUUUUUUUGGUUUUUGGUGGCAGUCUGGAGCUGGCCACAUUUAAGUUUUAAAAAUUUUGUUGUUGAUAUCUGUAGACAGCCCUGUAGUUGAAAUCAUGGCUUUACUCAUUUUAUUUAUUUUUAAAAGUUACCUGAAUCAGUUCUAAAGGCAUAUUUGAGAGACUUAAUUUCCUUUCUCUUUACCAUGACAUUACAUAAUAACCUUUUCCUAAAACACAGUUUUGAGAUACUGGUGAACUUAAACUAUAAACGGAGCUGUUGAAGAACAGCAGUGCUGUGUUGUAGUUAUGUAUAUUCAUGUACAGUAUGUCUUAGAUCCCAGGUAGACAUAUUCUCUCAUAAAGGGAUAAAUACCUGCUUUCAGAAAUUCCAGCUAAACAUAAUUGGGUCAGUGAGUAAUAAAUCUAAUAGAGAACUCAGUUUGGGGAGGGGAAAAAAAGAGUAGUAUACAAGACCUUUCUUCAUUGGCUCUUAAUUAAGCCUGAAACCAAAAUGGAUAUUUUUAGUCUCUGUGCAUGUGAAAUUUGGUGUAAGAUGAUAGAACUAUAAUACGUACUGUAUACAGAAGGGUAGACAUAGUGUUUUGUUCAUCUUAAUUGCAAAGCUGCCAAAAUAGCUAAAGCUUAAUUACUUGACUUGCCUUGAUUUAUAGGACUGGGGCUUGGAGAAAAGGAGCAGAUGUUCCUCUAAGACUUUGAUUAUAGAAGCCUUAUAUACAUUGAUUUGGUUUUGCAUUUGUAGUUCAAAGCCAUUGUUGUCCAAAUCCAACUUUUCUAAGUUGUGAAAGCAACCUAAUUUAUUUUCCAACAAGGAGAACUUGAUGGCAUGAAGGAUUGUGUGACACUAGGAAAAGCCAGCCUACUGCCAAGCUCCCUUCCUUUGACCGCUAGGGGGAGCUGUUGCCUUUCAUUGGUGGUUAGAAGUAAAUUGUUCACUUGUUUAGAGAACUAAAUCCUUUAAAAAAAAAAAAAAGAAAAGAAAAAAAUUUAACCAACUAUACUUAACAAUUGAAGGAAUACCCAGCAUUAAUACCCAAAAAGAAUUAUACUCAAUUUUCCCCUAGUUAAAAGAGGAUAUAAUGUUCAGCUUCCAAACUCCAACAUUGUAAUUGACUCUACAUUCGUUUACUUAUUUGACACACUGCCACAAAGUUGUUUUUGCAGUUCAUUAAAAAACCCCGACAGCAUUAGUCUUGUUUUGUUUUGUUUUGUUUUAUGUUUUGUAUUUUAAAUACCUUUUAUAGACAUUUUAUUUACUUGCUAAAGGUUCAGGGGCUUCCAUGAGGCCCUGAAUUAGAAACAUCUGGUCUACCUCAGUUAACUGUUGACUGCUUGGAAAUAGAGCUGGAGUGAUCACCACAGCCAUAAAAUUGUUUGACUAAGAAAGAUUUAUACAAUGUUUACAAACCCGGAAUCAAGUAAGGAUUUCAUUUGAAAGUUAAAAGUUAGAUAUUAGACAAGUAUUUAAUUCAGGUAUUUGCGAGUUUUAAAACUUGUUUACCUACUAAAAAUGAAAUAGCGAUAGUUUUUUCUGCUUAUAAAAGUCCAUUGAAAUUAUAUGCCCUAAUUUGCAGUACUUUUCCCAUAAAGUUUUAAGUGUGAAAGAUUUAUAAUUUACUAGGUAUGUUUGGGAUGGGAUAUUUUGUUGGGUAGGUUUUCUUUUUUCUUAACCUAUAAGAGGCUUCCAAAAAGAGUAUAACUGUUUCAGAAUAAAUUAUUUUUUGGCAUUAUACUUUUCCCUUUUUCUUUACAGUAUUAGAGAGUAAAAUGAAAAAUUGUGCACUCUGAUUUUAACUUCACUAGUAUAAUUAUUCUCGCAAGAAGUUUUUUAAAUUUAAAUUACCACCACACAACCUUUUUUUAUAGUAAAGCCAGCAUUUGUUCUCUCAGCAAAUUCUCCCAUGCCAAAUUCAUCAUAAAGAAAGCUCAGCAUAAGUAAUUCAAACAGUGCUUAUAAUUUGGGGAGGGGUGUAGAAUUUAGUAAAUAUUCCAACCGGUCGUUUUAUGCACAAGGCUUCAGUCAGAACAUAGAAAAAAAAACAUUCUGUGAAUGAAAUAUUGUAUGUUCAGAUUUUAUAAAAGACAUUUUUAAAAGCCCAAUUUACAGCCGUAUAUUUUCUUAUGAUGUAAUUUAUGAAAAAGAUGUCUGUACUAACAGGUGCUGUAACACUACUGUUGUUGGAUUUUAUUGUUUGGUGAUAAAUGUAUACAAUAUUUCUAAGGGAAACUAUGUACUGUGAUGUAAAAGUCUGGGCAAAAUGUAUAUAAUCCUGUAUAUAAUUGUGUAUUUGAUUAUAAUUACUGAUUGUAAAGAUUUAAUAAAAUAUGUAAAUAUUCUGGUCUAGUUUUAAUUUGAA